AUGGAGAACAGCGCCGACAGGGCGAAAUCGCAAGACGAACGACGCUCGAAUGAUUCCUCAAUGAGAGAUGUGGAGAAGAAGCCGAUCAUGCUAUCUGGCGGCGCGAAGCAGAUAUUCAGACCCAGGAUCAUCGCCAUGGCCUGCAUCGUGUCCAUGGGCGGCUUCAUCUUCGGAUAUGACACCGGUCAGAUCUCUGGCUUCCUCGAGAUGCCCGACUUCCUCCGCAAGUUCGCGGACAACUACACACCACCGAACGCCGAAUUUCCGAACGGCAAGUACUCCUUCAGCAACGUCCGCUCUGGACUCAUCGUUGCUCUGCUCUCAAUUGGCACACUGGUGGGUGCGCUCAUUGCUGCCCCAGUUUCCGACAAAUUCGGCCGCAAGUACUCGAUCGUCUUCUGGAACAUCAUCUUCUGCGUCGGUGUCAUUGUCCAGAUCACGACAUCAAACACCUGGUACCAAGUCGCCAUCGGCCGCUGGGUUGCAGGUCUGGGGGUCGGUGGUCUGUCUGUCCUCACGCCCAUGUACCAGUCUGAGACAGCGCCCCGCUACGUCCGCGGUGCGCUUGUUUCUUGCUACCAGCUGUUCAUCACGCUCGGUAUCUUCACCGCGUACUGCAUCAACUUCGGCACCGAGGCCGACGAGAGCUCGCGCUCCUGGAAGCUGCCCAUGGGCAUUGGCUUCAUCUGGUCCGGGCUAAUGGUCGUCGGAAUCAUGUUCAUGCAGGAAUCGCCCCGCUGGGAGUAUAGCCAUGGCAAAAUUGAUGAAGCCCGCAAGACCAUCGCGCUCACGUAUGGUGUCAACGAGGACCACGCCGAGGUGCAGCGCGAGAUCCGCGAAAUCGAGCAGAAGAUGGAGGCUGAGCGUGCUGGCGGCGAUCACCACCCGUGGUACGAGAUCUUCACUGGCCCGGCCAUGGCGUACCGCACGCUGCUCGGCAUCACAAUGCAGAUGCUGCAGCAGCUCACGGGUGCCAACUACUUCUUCUACUAUGGCACGACCGUCUUCGGCUCUGUAGGCCUUUCCAACUCCUACGUCACGUCGAUUAUUCUCGGCGCUGUCAAUUUUGGAUGUACAUUUCCUGGCCUCUACAUUGUCGAGAAGUACGGACGCCGUCCUGCGCUCAUCGGCGGCGCGCUGUGGAUGUUUGUGUGCUUCCUCAUAUUCGCCUCGCUAGGUCAUUUCGCGCUUGGACCGGAGGAUAACCCCUCGCAGAGUGUCGGCUACGGCAUGAUCGUGGUUGCGUGUCUAUUCAUCGCGGCGUUCGCGUCGACCUGGGGACCCAUUGUGUGGGCCGUUGUUGGUGAAAUCUAUCCAACACGCUACCGUGCCAAGUGCAUGGCCCUCGCUACCGCCUCAAACUGGGUCUGGAACUUCCUCCUCUCCUUCUUCACGCCCUUCAUCACGUCCGCCAUCGACUACCGCUAUGGCUAUGUCUUCGCAGGGUGCUGUUUCGCCGGCGCCCUAGUCGUGUACUUCUUUCUGUGCGAGUCGCAGGGCCGCAGUCUCGAGGAAAUCGACACCAUGUACAUCCUCGGCGUCAAGCCGUGGGAGAGCAAGCACUGGGUCCCGACCGAGGGCGAGGAGCUGCCGAACCUGGAUAACACGUAUUUGACUCCCGGUGCGCGGGGCAUCAACAAGAAGAGCGAGGCGAGAGUGCCGGAGCAGAGCAUGAUGGAGAGGGUACCGAGUCAUUUGAUGCAGAGCAGUGGUGCGGCGGCUCCGGCUGGUGUCAGGGGUGAGGUUGUGUAG
This is a messenger RNA of Didymella exigua CBS 183.55, 1752 nucleotides long. RefSeq lists its product as uncharacterized. Lineage: Eukaryota; Fungi; Ascomycota; Dothideomycetes; Pleosporales; Didymellaceae. The coding region runs from base 1 to 1752 and encodes 583 amino acids. Gene Ontology annotation, biological process: transmembrane transport; carbohydrate transport. The record is from RefSeq and is a predicted model, not a curated record. The transcript is spliced from 3 exons. Gene Ontology annotation, molecular function: carbohydrate:proton symporter activity. Gene Ontology annotation, cellular component: plasma membrane.